UUUUCACCUCUAUUAACACCUACGUUCGGAUUGGAAACAGAAGACAUCGUAACCCUCGACCGGACGCAUAUCACAAUUCUCUUGCAUUUUCUCAUCACAUAAGAAUAGCCCUUUCGGAUUUUGAUUUUUGUUUCUUAUGUUUGUGAGCAAAAUGACUGCUCAUACUUUGAACCGAUUGUCAUUCCCACUAAUUCAAAGAUCAAUACGGACGGUUAAGCCAAAUAUCGUCGUACCCACAUUAUUUGACAGAACCAGAUUUCGUCUCGGAGGUGGCAAUCUUCGUUAUCCCAUGGGGCAAUUACAUGCAGCCGGCGAGAAUAUGUUUGCGGUUUGUGCGGAAUAUCCUGUCUUCGAAGAUUUUGUGCAACGUCUGAAUUUGCCGGACAACUUUCAAUCAUGGUUCUCAUUAACUACGCUACAUAUAUGGAUGUGCUUGGUGCGGUUAAGGCAAGAAGGUGUGGAAGGCCAAUUGUUAAAGAGAACAUUUGUCAAUCUUUUUUGGUUAGAUUUGAGGUCGAGAAUGCGCACCUUCAAAAUUCUGAGAAAGAUUCAUUCGCAGGUUUCGGUCUUUCGGAUGCAGUUUUUCGGUGCAAUCUUUGCAUAUGAUGAGGGGUUUUUGGCCCACUCAGAUGCGCUUUUGUCCGCAGCUCUAUGGCGCAACUUGUUCCUGUCCUCUUCGUCUGUUACGAUGGAGCAGCUGGAGUUGGCGCUGAAAUACGUGAGAAAAAAUCUCGCCCACCUCGAUGACAUACCAUCACCGACCAUAUUACGCUUCGGAACACCCACUUUCCUUUCCCUAACUGAUGAUAAAGUAGAUCCCCGUUUUGCAACUGAACGCCUCCGUUAUUGUGUUACUUGGCCCAGUUUUAUUAAAUAGUAUUUUCCAUCAGGAUACCCAACCCCAUGGGUCUACUAUAUCGGGUGUUUUUAGUGGAUAUCGGAAUUGCAUCCAUCGUGUCAAGGGACCAAACUUGACAGAAACAGGGUUAUUUUAGGCUCUUGAUGUGCACCAAAAAUGCGUACUGAUAUUUUACAAGCCUGUGCAAUGUGUACCGUCAGGCAUCAUAGAGUAAAAUUUGUCUACUUCGCAA
Molecule: messenger RNA, 1091 nt
Organism: Dicrocoelium dendriticum
Lineage: Eukaryota; Metazoa; Platyhelminthes; Trematoda; Plagiorchiida; Dicrocoeliidae
Source: the annotation of a GenBank genome assembly